AUGGCCACGAAUCAGCAUCGAAGUAAAUCUAAACAUACUAAUGUCAAUAUUCGUGUUUUAAUUCAAUAUUUUCUCUUUCAUUUAGAAGCAUCCAAUGAUAAUAAAAACCAACAAUCAGUGAUGAUGAACAUGAGAAUAUCUAGCUAUAAUGAAAAUACAACAGAUGAUGAGCAAGAGCUGGAGUCUUAUUAUGAAGCAGAUCUUAAGACGGUAUUUGAUGGUUCUGUUUUAGGUUGUGCAAUUGUAUAUCAAAAAAGACCAUCAGAUGGAGUUCGUUCAGAAGCCGCAAGAUUAACUCGUGACUCGUAUUUUGGUGCGGUUACUUUGUUUUUGAAUGUUCCAAAUGCAGCUACUGUAGUAGCUGAAGGACAUUUGACAUGUGCUGGAUUGAAUGCUGAUAGUCUUGAACAUUUAGUUAAACCUGUGAUGGAUUUUUUGAAGUAG
Rotaria sp. Silwood2 is the source of this 444-nucleotide messenger RNA. The record is from the annotation of a GenBank genome assembly. Lineage: Eukaryota; Metazoa; Rotifera; Eurotatoria; Philodinida; Philodinidae.